CCCGAGCGGGGCCCGGCCCGCUUGUUGGGAAUGAGAGUGAACAACGUUUAUGAUGUGGAUAACAAGACCUAUCUCAUUCGCCUGCAAAAGCCGGACUGCAAGGCCACGCUGCUGCUGGAAUCCGGGAUACGGAUCCACCUGACGGAGUUUGAGUGGCCAAAGAACAUGAUGCCAUCCAGCUUUGCCAUGAAGUGCCGGAAGCACCUGAGGACGCGGCGCCUGGUGAGCGUGAGGCAGCUGGGCAUCGACCGCAUCGUGGACCUGCAGUUCGGCAGCGAGCAGGCCGCCUACCACCUCAUCCUGGAGCUCUACGACAGGGGGAACAUUGUCCUCACUGACCACGAGUACCUGAUCCUGAACAUCCUGAGGUUCCGCACGGACGAGGCCGAUGACAUCAGGUUUGCAGUGCGGGAGCGGUACCCGGUGGACAGUGCCAAAGCUCCUGUGCCUCUGCCAACCCUGGACAGGUUAACUGAAAUCAUAUCCAAUGCACCCAAAGGGGAGCAGCUGAAGAGGGUUCUGAACCCCCUCCUCCCUUAUGGGGCCACUCUCAUUGAGCACUGCCUUAUAGAAGCUGGAUUUUCUGGAACUGUCAAAAUAGAUCAACAUCUGGAAAAUAAAGAAAACCUUGAAAAGGUUCUCUCAGCUCUAGAGAAAGCAGAAGAAUACAUGGCCCUCACUGACAACUUCAGUGGAAAGGGUUAUGUUAUCCAGAAAAGGGAGAAAAAGCCAAGUCUGGAGCCAGAUAAACCAGCAGAAGAUAUCUACACAUAUGAGGAAUUUCAUCCUUUCUUGUUUUCUCAACAUUCAAAAUGUCCCUACUUGGAAUUUGACUCAUUCAAUAAGGCCACAGAUGAGUUCUACUCCAAGCUGGAGGGGCAGAAGAUUGACCUGAAGGCCUUGCAGCAGGAAAAACAAGCAUUGAAGAAACUUGAAAAUGUCCGUAAGGACCACGAGCACAGGCUGGAAGCUCUCCAGCAGGCUCAGGAAGCUGAUCAGCUGAAGGGGGAGCUGAUUGAGAUGAACCUGGAGGUGGUGGGCAGGGCCAUCCAGGUGGUGCGCAGCGCCCUGGCCAACCAGAUCGACUGGAGCGAGAUCGGCGCCAUCGUCAGGGAGGCCCAGGCCCAGGGCGACCCCGUGGCCACGGCCAUCAAGGAGUUAAAGCUGCACACCAACCACAUCACCAUGCUGCUGAGGAACCCCUAUGUGUUAUCUGAAGAGGAAGAGGAGGAGGAUGAUGCUGACAUAGAGAAGGAAGAAACAGAAGAACCAAAGGGAAAGAAGAAAAAGAAUAAAACCAAACAGUUGAAGAAACCUCAGAAAAACAAACCCUUAUUGGUUGAUGUUGAUCUGAAUUUGUCUGCCUAUGCCAAUGCUAAAAAGUACUAUGAUCACAAAAGACAUGCAGCCAAGAAAACUCAGAAGACAGUGGAAGCUGCAGAAAAGGCUUUUAAAUCAGCUGAGAAGAAGACAAAGCAAACCCUGAGGGAAGUUCAGACAGUCACCACCAUCCAGAAAGCCAGGAAGGUUUAUUGGUUUGAGAAGUUCCUGUGGUUCAUCAGCUCUGAGAAUUACCUGGUCAUUGCUGGCAGGGAUCAGCAGCAGAACGAGCUCAUUGUGAAGCGCUACCUCAGACCAGGGGACAUCUACGUGCACGCGGAUCUGCACGGAGCCACCAGCUGCGUGAUCAAGAACCCCUCAGGUGAGCCCAUCCCCCCGCGGACGCUGACGGAGGCCGGGACCAUGGCGCUGUGCUACAGCGCUGCCUGGGACGCCCGCGUGGUCACCAGCGCCUGGUGGGUCUCCCACAGCCAGGUUUCUAAAACUGCCCCCACAGGAGAAUAUCUCACUACUGGGAGCUUCAUGAUCCGAGGGAAAAAGAAUUUCCUUCCACCUUCCUAUCUGAUGAUGGGCUUCAGCUUCUUGUUUAAGGUGGAUGAAAGCUGUGUCUGGAGACACCGGGAGGAGAGGAAGGUCAAAGUCCAGGAUGAGGAUCUGGACACGGUUUCCAGCAGUGCCAGUGAGCUGGUGGCUGAGGAGGUGGAACUUUUAGAUGGAGGAGAGAGCAGCAGUGAGGAGGAAAAAGCUGAGGCUGAGGAAGCUCCAGAGGCUGAGGAAGCUCCAGAGGCUGAGGAAGCCCCAGCUGAGAGUGCCCAUGAGGAGGGUGUUGCUGAGCUGGAGCAGGGAGGAGGGAACAUUCCUGCUCCAGAGGCUGACUCUGAGGAGGAUGAUGGAGAAUCUGAGGAAGAACAUCCAGAGCCAAAGAAGGAAGUGAAGGAGGAAGAGGUGAAUUAUCCAGACACCACAAUUGACCUGUCACACCUUCAGUCCCAGAGAUCCCUGCAGAAAAUCAUCCCCAAAGAGGAAGAGCCCAGCUUGAGUGACAGCAGGGCCCAGGGCCGGAGGCACCUCUCUGCCAAGGAGAGGAGAGAAAUGAAGAAAAAGAAGCAGCAGAACUCUGAGAACUCGGAGCUGUCUGAAGAGAAGCAGAAGGAGACAGAGCCAGAGACCCAAGCUGCAGCUGCUCCCAACAGCCACAAGGCUGCUCCAGCCCCUCAGCCCAUCAAGAGGGGCCAGAAGAGUAAAAUGAAGAAGAUGAAGGAGAAGUACAGGGACCAGGACGAGGAGGACCGGGAGCUCAUCAUGAAGCUGCUGGGGUCUGCAGGCUCCAACAGGGAGGACAAAGGGAAAAAAGGGAAGAAGGGGAAGACAAAAGAAGAGGCAGCAAAGAAGCAGCAGCAGAAAACCAAACCUGUGCGUCGGGCAGCCGGAGGGGGCAAGGAGACCCUCCCAGCAGGAAUUCUGCAUGAGGCACAGGAGCUGGUCCUGGAUGAGCUGCAGGAGGAGAAGGAGGAGCAGGACCAGGAGCAGCCAGGACUGGAGGACAGCGAGGCCCUGCUGGACUCCCUGACUGGGCAGCCCCACCCCGAGGACAUCCUGCUCUUUGCUGUCCCCAUCUGUGCUCCCUACACAGCCAUGACCAACUACAAGUAUAAAGUCAAGCUCACUCCAGGCACCCAGAAGAAGGGCAAAGCUGCCAAGAUUGCCUUGCACAACUUCAUGCAGUCCAAAGAAGCCAGUGCUCGAGAGAAGGAUCUGUUCCGCAGUGUCAAGGACACGGAUUUGUCAAGAAAUAUUCCUGGGAAGGUGAAAGUGUCUGCACCUCACCUCCAGAACAUGAAGAAGAAGUGAUUCCAUGGUGGGAGCCUCACCCUCAAACCAGACCCAGGCCUGGGACAGGCAGACACAGACCCAGAGCAGGACUGAACUGCAGCAGCCAGGACCUGCAUUCCUGGUGCUUCAGCUGGACUCUGAUACAAACUGCAGAUAAACCUGGAAGUAAAUUGCUGGCAUUUGGCCAGGAAUGUCCUCCCCUGCUGCUGCUUCUCUGUUCUCUGGAAUUUGGGGCAGGAGAAGCCCGGGGUGUUCAGUUCCAGAGCCUCCAGGAGGGCAGUUCCAGGGAGAAUGCUUCCUUUGGGAAGCUGGGGUUGUUUCCCCAAACAUUCCCUGGCUGUGCAGAGAGGGAAGGUGCAGGGCUGGGAGUCAGGAUAAACCCCUGGGAUUUCUCAGGAAUUACAGCACAGGAAUUGUUCUAGAAGACAACGUUUUUAAUUGGUUUUUGAUGACAGCUUAAAACAUGAUUCCCCCCCUUCCCCACAGCAGCACAGCCUGGCUCUGGCCCCUGUCCCCAAGAGCUCCAUGGCCCUGCAGCCUGGGGACAGUCCUGGGGCUGGGAACAGG
Ficedula albicollis (Collared flycatcher) is the source of this 3741-nucleotide messenger RNA. RefSeq names its product nuclear export mediator factor (gene NEMF). Gene Ontology annotation, biological process: rescue of stalled cytosolic ribosome; ribosome-associated ubiquitin-dependent protein catabolic process. Gene Ontology annotation, molecular function: ribosomal large subunit binding; tRNA binding. The record is from RefSeq and is a predicted model, not a curated record. Lineage: Eukaryota; Metazoa; Chordata; Aves; Passeriformes; Muscicapidae. Gene Ontology annotation, cellular component: RQC complex. The transcript has 33 exons. The annotation marks the transcript as partial.